Molecule: messenger RNA, 768 nt
Organism: Torulaspora globosa
Lineage: Eukaryota; Fungi; Ascomycota; Saccharomycetes; Saccharomycetales; Saccharomycetaceae
Gene: NAT4
Product: N-terminal L-serine N(alpha)-acetyltransferase NatD
Exons: 1
Coding region: 1-768 (255 amino acids)
Cellular component (GO): nucleus
Molecular function (GO): protein N-terminal-serine acetyltransferase activity; histone H2A acetyltransferase activity; histone H4 acetyltransferase activity
Source: RefSeq, a predicted model, not a curated record
AUGGAAACACAACAUCUCAGCCUCGUGGUCCGGGCAGCAGAACAGAAUUUCCCGGCUACAAUUCGUGUGCAAGACCAGACCCUACAUCGGCAGGUCAUCGCGAUCGACUCGCAAGACCAUCGAGUAGACACCUCCAGCGGCUGUCUGAGUCACUAUGCAGAUCGCGAUGCCACCGAAAGACUUCUGUGGGAGCUUGUCGAGAUGCUCGACCACAACCUGGGGUCCGUUUACGCGCGCGUGACGCGUGAACUGUACCACAACACGCGGCCCUGGCGCAUAAACAAGUGGGACGAGAUGUUGACCCGCGGGCUUGUUUAUGUGGUGUACGUCACCCGCAGCGGCGCUGCGACGGGCCGUCGGCGCCGAGGUCGGAGCACCCCGUUGUUGUUUCUGUCGUUUAUGCUGACGGAGGAGAACGGGCUUAUCCACAGCGACCCUGCGCGCGUCUGGUCGGUGCUGUAUCUAUACGAGAUCCAGCUGUUGCCCUGUGUACGCGGGCGCGGACUCGGGCAUACGCUGGUCUCCGAAUACCUGGCGGGCACCGCGCGUGCAGUGCGCGAGGGGGCCCGGAUGACCGCCGACCAAUUCUUCGGUGUUGAGCUUACGGUGUUUGGCGAAAAUGACGGAGCCAUCCGAUUCUACCGCCGUCUCGGUAUGCGGAGAGCGGCGGAUUCACCGGAGGAACGUCACGAUGAUGUAAUUUCCCAGAAACCGCUGUACUAUCUGUAUGUGAUGCGCAUCGACAAUGUGCCACCGGGAUAUUUAUAA